AUGAAGUUUCUCGUCGCCGCCGCUGCCUCUUUGGCUACCGGCGUCAACGCUGCAGUCAUUGGCUCCUCUGCAACUUCUGCUGAAUUGGAUAUCUCGUUCAUCACCGACGUGACGCGCAGGGUUGGGCAACGCAUCGAUGCUCUCGACGUUCUCGUUCAGGACUUCACCAGAAAUUCGCUACCACCCCAGAACGCUGUUGCCGCAGUUGUCAAGACUCUCAAGGACGGCAAGGUUACCGUCGAUGCUGGGAAGCAAUUAGCAGUCGAUGAUGCCAAAACGCUUACCAACCCUGUCAACGCAUUGCAACAACAGUGUCAAAAUCUCUUGGAUCAUCUCAAGACCAAGAAGAGCAUCAUUGAGAGCGCCAGCCUUUGUCAAGAUUUUGGCCAGCAAACGACGGCUAUUAGCACUUACUCCAACGCCCUCACUGAUUCAAUCGUCUCCAAAUUCCCUGACGAUGCCCAGCAUGUCGCGCGGGAUGUUGUCGUGGAACUCAAAAACCUCUUGCUGAAGGCUCAAGUCGAGUUCAGCAAGAACAACUGCAUCAAUAAGGCCGCACAGCCCGAGAAGGUGAACAACCAACGACCCAGAGCUCCCGAGGAGCCUUGCGAAGACCCAACUCCUACCAAUGACGGCCAACCUACAACCAGCGAGGAGCCCUGUGAGGAAACGGUUCCUCCCCACGACCCCGAACCCUCGACUACGGAACCCUGUGAGGAAACGACACCUGCCCACAACCCCGAACCUUCGACUACGGAACCCUGUGAGGAAACGACUCCUGCCCACAACCCCGAACCAUCGACUACGGAACCCUGUGAGGAAACGACUCCUGCCCACAACCCCGAACCAUCGACCACGGAAUCCUGUGAGGAAACUACCACCAGCCGCAACCACGAACCGUCGACUACCGAGCCCUGGGAGGAAACUACUACAGCCCCUUCUGGCAUCAGGUCUACUACGGCUCCUAGUGCUGGGAUUACCCCUCCUGGAACUGAGAAGGAAACCACCACAGCUCCUGGUACUGGGAUUAGCCCUCCUAGCACUAGGGAAACGAAAACAGCUCCUGGUACUGAGAUUACCCCUCCUGGCACUGCGAAGGGAACCACAGCUCCCAGUACUGGAGUUGCCACUCCUGGCACUGACAAGGGAACCUCCACAGCUCCCAGUACUGGAGUUGCCACUCCUGGCACUGACAAGGGAACCUCCACAGCUCCUGCUACUGCAGUUUUCACUCCUGGCACUGACAAGGGAACCUCCACAGCUCCUGCUACUGGAGUUUUCACUCCUGGCACUGACAAGGGAACCUCCACAGCUCCUGAUACUGCAGGUGUCACUCCUGGCACUGACAAGGGAACCUCCACAGCUCCUGCUACUGCAGCUACCACUCCUGCCACCGAGGAGGAAACCACCACAGCUCCUGCUACUGGAGUUACAAAUCCUGGCACUGCGAGGGAGACCACAGCUUCUGGUACUGGAAUCACCACUCCUCGCGCAGACAAGGAAACCACAGCUUCCACCGGCACCGAGCCUGCUACGGCUCCUGCUGGGACCGGGACCGGUACCGAACCUGGCGCUACCAGCACUUCUGGUCAGGCACCCACUCAGCCCAUUGGCGGCCAGACCACUUUCGUCACCGCCCCCGUCCAGCCCGCGUCUCCUGGCAGCAGUGGUGAAACUCAGCCGACUGGCGGUAACGGUGAAAGCCGGCAGCCCUCCAGCGGGGGUGGCGGCAAUGCUCCAACCUCUGGAGGAAGCGUCGGCGGCACCAACUCUACCGCAGCCCUCGGGCCCACUGGCAGUAACGGCGGCGGCCCUCGGCCCCCCAUCUUUACCGCCACCGGCCCCAGCACUCCUCCCGGCCCCACUGCCGGAGCUGGCGCGGUUGGCCCAGCCGCGGCUUUGGCAUUGGCCAUUGGCGCGCUCGUCCUCGUGUAG
Messenger RNA from Ustilaginoidea virens, 1935 nucleotides. RefSeq lists its product as uncharacterized. The record is from RefSeq and is a predicted model, not a curated record. Bases 1 to 1935 code for a protein of 644 amino acids. Lineage: Eukaryota; Fungi; Ascomycota; Sordariomycetes; Hypocreales; Clavicipitaceae. The transcript has a single exon. Gene Ontology annotation, cellular component: extracellular region.